This is a messenger RNA of Saccostrea cuccullata (small rock oyster), 567 nucleotides long. RefSeq names its product complement C1q tumor necrosis factor-related protein 6-like. Bases 1 to 567 code for a protein of 188 amino acids. Lineage: Eukaryota; Metazoa; Mollusca; Bivalvia; Ostreida; Ostreidae. The record is from RefSeq and is a predicted model, not a curated record. The transcript has 2 exons. Gene Ontology annotation, molecular function: protein binding.
AUGCAUUCCUUAGUGUUGAUUGUGGGAUUAAGUUCAAUAUUUGGCAUCAUUAUCACUGACAAAGUAUCACCCCGGCCCAGCCUUAAAUCCUUCAGAGACGAUUAUCACAGUGUCGCUAAAACAUGUGUGGCUGUUGGAUAUGUUAAAGAGCAGUGUAAAAACAACCGGGACAGAAAACAUACGGUUAUAGCAUUCAAUGCAAAAGCAAAAGGAAGCACCCAGAGUUUAAGUGUUGGGAACAUAGUCAUGUUUGGAGACGUUGAUCUGAAUAUUGGAGGAGGUUUCAACGCAGUUAAAGGGAUUUUUACCGCCCCUAAAACAGGAGUGUAUGUCUUUGAUUGGACAACAAUGACAGACGGUAACAAAGCUGCUUACACCUCACUGGUCUUGAAUGGUAAAAGACGGGCAUAUAACCAGUGUGGCAACAACAGCCGCGGUGUCAACAUGUCAUGCAGUAAAAUGGCUGUAGUAAGAAUGGAGGUAGGAGAUAAGGCAUGGAUUGAUGGUUUUCAUAGAACAUCAUCUGUUUACAACACAUAUUCUUCUUUUUCUGGCUACAUGUUGUAA